This is a messenger RNA of Laetiporus sulphureus 93-53, 2033 nucleotides long. RefSeq names its product FAD/NAD-P-binding domain-containing protein. Gene Ontology annotation, molecular function: N,N-dimethylaniline monooxygenase activity; flavin adenine dinucleotide binding; NADP binding. Bases 248 to 1984 code for a protein of 578 amino acids. Lineage: Eukaryota; Fungi; Basidiomycota; Agaricomycetes; Polyporales; Laetiporaceae. The transcript is spliced from 8 exons. The record is from RefSeq and is a predicted model, not a curated record.
ACGCUAUCGGCGCAUUACCUCCCAAGCUGGAACGCUAGUCCGAUAUCUGAACAACUUGAUUGCUACCUUUAGGCUUCAGCGUGCGCGGCAUCGGGUCAUGCUCACGCUAUUCGCUUCAUAACGUAAAACAUAUGUUCAAGCCUAGCGACUUACGACAGCUUCGCCAUGACCUACAGAGAUAAGAGUCCCCGAGACCGCGAGAGACUUACCAUAACUUCAUUGAUAUUCUACCAACGUUUGAGAGACAAUGGAUCCCCAUGCCAUCGCCGAGGACUGGCUACAACGCUUUUCUGUCUCCGUCUUCUCAGGCGACGUUGACGCGACGGUGCAGACAUUCCUACCGAACGGCUGGCUGCGUGAUUCUCUUGUAUUUACCUGGGAUAGCCGCUCGCUGGAAGGCCACACCAAGAUCACGGCAUAUCUCGAGAACACGCUGGCCAAAGCGAACCUCGCGGGUUUCAGGCUGGACGAGCGCCCGUGGCUGCGCCCAGAGCGCGUCCUGGAGAACGACGCUGGAAUUAGUGCGGGAUUCGCGUUCGAGAGUCCGAAGACGACUGGACGAGGGUAUGCCUACCUGUUGCAAGAGUCGGACGACCGAGGGCAGUGGAAGGCGCUGUCGGUAUUCAUGAUGCUCGAGAAUAUUAAGGGACAUGAGGAGCGAGGUCCCGAGGCUGGCGUAUACGGAGGGCACACGCUAUCAUGGGAGGAAGUGAAUGCAGAACGACGGGCGCGGAUUGAACGUAACCCGCACGUCUUGGUCGUGGGUGCGGGACAAACGGGCCUGCAGAUCGCCGCACGCUUCAAGCAGAUGGACAUCCCGACGCUGGUAAUCGAGCGGAACGCUGCCAUCGGCGACCAGUGGCGCAAGAGAUACCCAACUCUGUCCCUGAACACGACUAAAAAUCAUCACACAUUCCUGUAUCAGGCGUACCCUACGAAUUGGCCGGAGUUCACCCCGCGCGACAAACUUGCAAACUGGCUUGCACAGUAUGCAGUGUCGCAGGACCUGGUGGUGUGGACAAGCUCCAGCAUUAUGGCCCAUCCGCGCCCGACCUACGAAUCUGUCAGCAAGACCUGGACGGUUGUCAUCGAUCGAGAUGGAGCACCGGUAGAGAUCCAUCCAAUCCACAUCGUCAUCGCAGUAGGUACCUUGGGAGCGCCCCGCAUACCUGCUGUACUUGGGAUCGAGUACUUCGGCGGUACAAUUAUGAACGGGGACCAAUACAAAGGUGGACAGCCGUUCACAGGUAAGCGCGCGCUAGUCGUCGGUGCGGGCAGCACAGCCGCGGACAUUUGCCAGGACUUGCAUGUACAUGGCGCGGAGGCUGUGACGAUGGUGCAGCGCUCAUCGUCCUGCGUCGUGGCUCAGAAGACGAUCGCGGAGGACUACUAUCGCGCGUUCCCGGACGGCGUGCCGCUGGAGGUGUCGGACUUCAAGUUCUUCGCGAUGCCGAUAAAUUUGCAGAGGGCGUUUGCGAAGGCGAAGGAGGCUGAGAUGUGGGAUAAGGAGAAAGAAUUGCAUGAGAAGCUCCGCAAGGGCGGUGUGAAGCUGAACAUGGGCCGAGAUGGAUCCGGGAUCCAGCUUCUGAUAUUUGAACGAUUCGGAGGAGGAUGGAUCGACGUGGGCGUUGCAGAUCUUAUCGGCUCGGGCAAAGUCAAAGUCAAGCAAGGUGUCGAGAUCGCCCGUUUUCAGGAACGCCAAGUGAUCUUCACUGACGAGUCGAGUGAAGAUGUUGAUCUAGUCAUCUUCGCUACGGGAUACCUGGAUCCUCGGGAGGACUUGAAGCAGAUAUUUGGAGAGGAAAUCAUAGGAAGUACUGGCCCGUUAUGGGGACUAGACGACGAAGGAGAGAUUCGAGGAUGCUAUAGGCCUACAGGACAUCCGGGGCUUUGGUACGGUGCUGGAGAAUUCACUACCGUACGCUUUCUGUCAAAGCAACUGGCUUUGCAGAUCAAGGCAAUAGAAUUGGGCAUCCUGAGCUGAGGAGAUAAGUGCCGCAUUAUUGCGACUGAAUCUCGAGUGUGAUUGACGA